AUGGAAACGCUGAAGGAAUUCUUCCGAGUGUACAACGUGCCGCACGGCAUGGCGCUGCGAGUGCGGCAGAACGUGGAGCACAUCUGGAUCAUGCAGCAGGGCUUGGAUGUGGACGCGCUGCUGUCGGAUCUGCCGGAGAAUCUCAGAGUGGACGUGCUCAUGGAACUGCAGUCCAACAUAGUGCAGAACUCGUACCUCUUUAAGAAGUGCGACAAGGCCUUCAUCAAGGCCGUGAUGCUUCGCCUCAAGCCGCAGGCCUACCUGUCCAACGAAGCCAUCAUCUCGAGCGGCGAGGCCGCCUCGGAAAUUUACUUUAUCAGGAGCGGCAAAGUCAAGGUGACGGGAGCCAACAGGGAGACGGUGUUCGCCAUCUUGAAGGAAGGGGACAUUUUCGGGGAUCUGGAGAUCUUCAGCGGAAGGCGAAGGACGGAGAAUGUCGACGUGAGGGUGGAGCCGCUUGCGUCAUCCCGCGGCGCGACACGCUGA
Molecule: messenger RNA, 486 nt
Organism: Ostreobium quekettii
Lineage: Eukaryota; Viridiplantae; Chlorophyta; Ulvophyceae; Bryopsidales; Ostreobiaceae
Source: the annotation of a GenBank genome assembly